AUGAUAAAAGAAGCUUUUGGGGUUAGAGCACUGCUUUCAACUGACGCAACCUCCGGGGUUAGAGCACUGCUUUCAACUGACGCAACCUCCGGGGUUAGAGCACUGCUUUCAACUGACGCAACCUCCGGGGUUAGAGCACUGCUUUCAACUGACGCAACCUCCGGGGUUAGAGCACUGCUUUCAACUGACGCAACCUCCGGGGUUAGAGCACUGCUUUCAACUGACGCAACCUCCGGGGUUAGAGCACUGCUUUCAACUGACGCAACCUCCGGGGUUAGAGCACUGCUUUCAACUGACGCAACCUCCGGGGUUAGAGCACUGCUUUCAACUGACGCAACCUCCGGGGUUAGAGCACUGCUUUCAACUGACGCAACCUCCGGGGUUAGAGCACUGCUUUCAACUGACGCAACCUCCGGGGUUAGAGCACUGCUUUCAACUGACGCAACCUCCGGGGUUAGAGCACUGCUUUCAACUGACGCAACCUCCGGGGUUAGAGCACUGCUUUCAACUGACGCAACCUCCGGGGUUAGAGCACUGCUUUCAACUGACGCAACCUCCGGGGUUAGAGCACUGCUUUCAACUGACGCAACCUCCGGGGUUAGAGCACUGCUUUCAACUGACGCAACCUCCGGGAGCACUGCUUUCAACUGA
This is a messenger RNA of Cucurbita moschata (crookneck pumpkin), 651 nucleotides long. RefSeq lists its product as uncharacterized. The record is from RefSeq and is a predicted model, not a curated record. The transcript has 3 exons. NCBI's taxonomy places the organism in Eukaryota, Viridiplantae, Streptophyta, Magnoliopsida, Cucurbitales, Cucurbitaceae. Bases 1 to 651 code for a protein of 216 amino acids.